AUGGGCUUUGGCGGAAAUUUAGAGCCCAGCUUCGUCAUCCCCACAGUCGUUGCCUGCCACGACUCAUUCGCUGCCUCUGCUGCGCUGGCGGCGCCUAGAGCCAAUGCCGUGUCGCCAGCUCAGCAGCAGCAGCAGGCCCACGUGGCAGCGCUCAUGGCUGACCUGGACGUCCACGUGGGCGAGGCGGCGUACGCUGCUGCGAGAUCCGGGCCGUACAAGCUGACGCAUCCAGUGCAGAGAGGGCAGAUAGAAGCAUGGGACGCCAUGGAGCAUCUGUGGCAGCAGUCUCUUUUCAAGUACAUGCGGGUGGAGCCAGAGGAGCAUGUGUUGCUGCUGGCGGAGAGCCCUCUCACCCCGCCCGAGCACCGGGAAUACAUUGCUGAAAUAAUGUUUGGUGUAGCAAGGUUCAAGGUGGCAGGGCAGAGCAUGGCCAUUCAACCAUCCCUUAUGCUAUAUGUUCCUCACUCCCUCCCCUGUCCGUUUCCCCCCUCUCAUGUCCUGGCCUCAUCGUUGUGCAGGUUCAACGUCCCAAUGACGGGCGUGGUGGUGGAUGCUGGCUUUGCAGCAGCCUCAGUGGUGCCCGUGCCGUGGUGGUCGAAGGCUAUGUUCUGGUCUGGGGGGCAUGCCUCCUUCCCUCCCUCUCCGCUUCUUCCCCAUCCCCCACUUUCUGUUCACCCCUCCCCUUUCAUCGUCCACUCAGGUCCCAAUGACGGGCGUGGUGGUGGAUGCGGGCUUUGCCUCAGCCUCAGUGGUGCCAGUGGUGGAGGGCUACGUGUUUGGGGGCAUCUCCUGCUCUCCUCUGAGCUGCUUUCUUCCCACCGCUCAUACUUGUCCCCCAUCCUCCAUCUCCCACAUCUCAUUCACCCUGUCUCCUCCCCGCAGGUCCCUAUGACGGGCGUGGUGGUGGAUGCGGGCUUUGCGUCAGCCUCAGUGGUGCCUGUUGUCGAGGGCUAUGUGCUGGGGGGCAGGGCAGAUCCCGGUCAAUUCACUAGCCAUACACUCGUACUUCCCAUUCCCCACCAGGUCCCAAUGACGGGCGUGGUGGUGGAUGCGGGCUUCGCCUCAGCCUCAGUGGUGCCAGUGGUGGAGGGCUAUGUGUUGGGGGGCAGCUCCCGCUCCAUGCCUGUGGGGGGCGCUCACUCCACUGCCUUUGUGCAACAGCUCAUGCGGGACCGAGGGGAGUUGGUACCUGCAGAAGAGGCGAUUGAAGUGGCGAGAAAAGUGAAGGAGACAUAUGGGUACACAUGCUCCGACCUUGUCAAGCAAGGAGUUGCUCCUGCUUCCUCAUACCAACACGUUGCUCCUGCUUCCUCAUACCAACACGAGCAAGGAGUUGCUCCUGCUUCCUCAUACCAACACCAGCAAGGAGUUGCUCCUGCUUCCUCAUACCAACACCAGCAAGGAGUUGCUCCUGCUUCCUCAUACCAACACCAGCAAGGAGUUGCUCCUGCUUCCUCAUACCAACACCAGCAAGGAGUUGCUCCUGCUUCCUCAUACCAACACCAGCAAGGAGUUGCUCCUGCUUCCUCAUACCAACACCAGCAAAGAGUUGCUCCUGCUUCCUCAUACCAACACCAGCAAGGAGUUGCUCCUGCUUCCUCAUACCAACACCAGCAAGGAGUUGCUCCUGCUUCCUCAUACCAACACCAGCAAAGAGUUGCUCCUGCUUCCUCAUACCAACACCAGCAAGGAGUUGCUCCUGCUUCCUCAUACCAACACCAGCAAGGAGUUGCUCCUGCUUCCUCAUACCAACACCAGCAAGGAGUUGCUCCUGCUUCCUCAUACCAACACCAGCAAGGAGUUGCUCCUGCUUCCUCAUACCAACACCAGCAAGGAGUUGCUCCUGCUUCCUUAUACCAACACCAGCAAGGAGUUGCUCCUGCUUCCUCAUACCAACACCAGCAAGGAGUUGCUCCUGCUUCCUCAUACCAACACCAGCAAGGAGUUGCUCCUGCUUCCUCAUACCAACACCAGCAAGGAGUUGCUCCUGCUUCCUCAUACCAUCACCUCCCCUCCUCCCCACUCUAUCUUCAGGUCCUCACCAAGAACGACAGGGAGCCAUGCGAGGUGACUUUUGAGUCGACUCAAAUGUCACCUCAUACCAACACCUCCCCUCCCCCCCACUCUAUCUUCAGGUCCCCACCAAGCACGACAGGGAGCCAUGCCAUCCAGGAGUUCACAAAGCACGACAAGGAGCCUAAUAAGUAUCGCAAGGUGUGGACGGCAAGCGCCCCUUCCGACGCAACCCCCCACUCCCUUCACACAUCACCUCUCCCCUCUUAUCUCAUCCUUCGUCCCCAUCCUCCCUCUGCUCAGGAGUUCACAAAGCAUGACAGGGAACCUAAUAAGUACUGCAAGGUCUGGACCGCCACCAACGGUCAUGUACUCAUGCACUUCCCUUCCCCCCCGCACCUCCCUUCCCCCACCCCACCUCCUUCUCCCCCCCCCCCCCCCACCUCCCUUUCCCCUCCACCUACCUUUCAUCAGGAAUUCACCAAGCACGACAGGGAGCCUAAUAAGUACCGCAAGGUCUGGACUGCCACCAACGCGCGCAACAACACUCCUUACCGCUGCGACGUGGGGCACGAGCGGUUCCUGGCUGCAGAGGUUUCUGCUCACGUCUUCUUCUCUCCUGAUAUCGCAGUGAGCAAUGAUGGCACAUCGCUAGCAGAGCUGGUCUUUUUCUCACCUGAGAUCGCAGUGAGCAACGUGGGCACGUCACUGGCAGAGCUGGUGGAUGCUGCAGUGCAGACCGCUGCCAUUGACACCAGGCACUCGCUGUACAAGACUGCCGCCAUUGACACCAGGCGCUCACUCUACAAGGUGGGUGGUGCUGUAUGCGUGUGCCUCGCAUGCACCUUACUGGGAAACAUGAGACGAGCAAGCCAGUACCAAUGGGCUGCAGAGCUGGUGGAUGUAGCAGUGCAGACUGCCGCCUUUGACACCAGGCUCUCACUCUACAAGGUGGGUGGUGCUGUAUGCGUGUGCCUCGCAUGCACCUUACUGGGAAACAUGAGACGAGCAAGCCAGUACCAAUGGGCUGCAGAGCUGGUGGAUGUAGCAGUGCAGACUGCCGCCAUUGACACCAGGCGCUCACUCUACAAGGUGGGUGGUGCUGUAUGCGUGUGCCUCGCAUGCACCUUACUGGGAAACAUGAGACGAGCAAGCCAGUACCAAUGGGCUGCAGAGCUGGUGGAUGUAGCAGUGCAGACUGCCGCCAUUGACACCAGGCGCUCACUCUACAAGGUGGGUGGUGCUGUAUGCGUGUGCCUCGCAUGCACCUUACUGGGAAACAUGAGACGAGCAAGCCAGUACCAAUGGGCUGCAGAGCUGGUGGAUGUAGCAGUGCAGACUGCCGCCUUUGACACCAGGCUCUCACUCUACAAGGUGGGUGGUGCUGUAUGCGUGUGCCUCGCAUGCACCUUACUGGGAAACAUGAGACGAGCAAGCCAGUACCAAUGGGCUGCAGAGCUGGUGGAUGUAGCAGUGCAGACUGCCGCCAUUGACACCAGGCGCUCACUCUACAAGGUGGGUGGUGCUGUAUGCGUGUGCCUCGCAUGCACCUUACUGGGAAACAUGAGACGAGCAAGCCAGUACCAAUGGGCUGCAGAGCUGGUGGAUGUAGCAGUGCAGACUGCCGCCAUUGACACCAGGCGCUCACUCUACAAGGUGGGUGGUGCUGUAUGCGUGUGCCUCGCAUGCACCUUACUGGGAAACAUGAGACGAGCAAGCCAGUACCAAUGGGCUGCAGAGCUGGUGGAUGUAGCAGUGCAGACUGCCGCCAUUGACACCAGGCGCUCACUCUACAAGGAGGGUGGUGCUACUGCUGCCAUCCCUUAA
This is a messenger RNA of Closterium sp. Naga37s-1, 3840 nucleotides long. Lineage: Eukaryota; Viridiplantae; Streptophyta; Zygnematophyceae; Desmidiales; Closteriaceae. The record is from the annotation of a GenBank genome assembly.